Messenger RNA from Cygnus olor (mute swan), 3874 nucleotides. RefSeq names its product DDHD domain containing 2 (gene DDHD2). NCBI's taxonomy places the organism in Eukaryota, Metazoa, Chordata, Aves, Anseriformes, Anatidae. The record is from RefSeq and is a predicted model, not a curated record. The transcript is spliced from 17 exons. Bases 29 to 2131 code for a protein of 700 amino acids. Gene Ontology annotation, molecular function: protein binding; metal ion binding; triacylglycerol lipase activity. Gene Ontology annotation, cellular component: COPII-coated ER to Golgi transport vesicle.
CUCCCGGCGCCCGCUUCCAGCGCCGCCCAUGGCCGGCCGGGAGCAGCCCCCGGAGCAGCCGCCGCCGGCCCCCGGCCCCGCCGAGCCCCGCUACGAGGCGGUGGCCCCGCACUGGUUCUACCGCAAGGCCGGCGAGCCCCGGGAGCGCUGGGUGCCCUUCAGCGCGCAGGACUCGGCGAGGCUGGAGGAGGCGCACGGCGCAGGAAAAGAGAAGGAAGACGUGGUUGUCCCAACGUCGGGGGGUAGGUACGACGUUCACCUGAAGCAGAGGCAGCGCGUCGCAGUGUACUGGGAGGAGGAGGUCUCCGAGGUGCGUCGCUGCACCUGGUUUUACAAGGGAGACAAGGACAACAAGUACAUUCCCUACUCGGAGACCUUCAGUGAGGAGCUGGAGGAAGCUUACAUGAUUGCUGUAACCCUGGAUGAGUGGAAGAAGAAACUGGAGUCCCCUAGCAGGGAGAUCAUCAUCUUGCACAACCCAAAGCUGAUGGUGCACUACCAUCCGGUUGCCACCUCUGAUGAUUGGGGCUCAACUCCUACAGAACAAGGUCGACCUCGGACUGUGAAGAGAGGAGUAGAAAACAUCGCCGUUGAGAUCCCCAAUGGAGAACCUCUGCAAAUCGAUCACCUGGUGUUCGUCGUGCACGGCAUCGGCCCAGCGUGCGACAUUCGGUUCAGAAGCAUUGUCCAGUGUGUGAACGACUUUAGGAACGUUUCCCUGAGCAUGCUGCAGGCACACUUCAAGAAAGCCCAGGAGCAGGAGCAGAUCGGCCGCGUGGAGUUCCUGCCCGUGAACUGGCACAGCUCCCUCCACUCCACCGGGGUGGACGUGGACCUGGAGCGAAUCACUUUGCCAAGCAUCAAUCGCCUGCGUCACUUCAUAAACGACACCAUCCUGGACGUUUUCUUCUACAACAGCUCCACCUAUUGCCAGACCAUUGUGGAUACGGUGGCGUCCGAAAUGAACCGCCUGUACCAGCUCUUCCUGCAGAGGAACCCACACUUCAAAGGGGGGGUCUCCAUCGCGGGUCACAGCUUGGGGUCACUAAUUCUGUUUGAUCUCCUGACGAACCAGAAGGCUGCUCCCGAGGAGGACGAGCAGAGCAGAGAGGGCUCCAGGACAGCUUCAAGUAACACAAGCGUUGAGGAAUUAAAAGAAAUUCUGAAGAAGCUGGAGCUGUCUGAAUACUGCGAUGUUUUUGAGAAGGAGAAAAUAGACAGAGAAGCACUGUUCUUGUGCACAGAGGAAAACCUUAAAGAAGUGGGAAUUCCCUUAGGACCAAGAAUGAAGAUCCUCAAUUACAUCAGCUCCAAGAAGGAGAUGCAGGGCGUCAGCGAGCGGAGCGCAGCAGCUCCUGGGCACAGCGGGCAGACUGGCCCCGAUGGCACAAGCGACAGCAGGGACUGCCAGUACCGGGACAUUGGCUUAGGACAGGUCUCGGCAAACUACCCUCAGCUGAUCUACAAGCCCACCAUCUUCUUUGCUUUUGGGUCUCCCAUUGGGAUGUUUCUCACAGUGCGAGGAGUGAAGAGGAUCAACCCCAACUACAGCCUGCCCACCUGCAAAGGCUUCUUCAACAUCUUCCACCCUUUUGACCCCGUGGCGUACAGGAUCGAGCCCAUGAUUGUCCCGGACGUGGAGUUUGAGCCCAUGCUGCUGCCUCACCACAAAGGCAGGAAGAGGAUGCACCUAGAGCUGAAAGAAGGGCUGACGCGCAUGAGCGUGGACCUGAAGAACAACCUGCUGGGGUCCCUGCGGGUGGCCUGGCAGUCCUUCACCCGCGCCCCGCUGCCAGCUGUGGAGGCCGGGAGCACCGAUGUGGAGGCAGAGGCAGAGGCCGAGGCCGGCGUGGAGAAGCAGACAGGUCCGCCACCAGACGUAAAGCCAGAAGAGCCCCCCCCAGCAGCGAAGGAGGAGGCCUCCCCCAUUAACGUGGGGAGGCUGAACGGAGGGAAUCGCAUAGACUACGUGCUACAGGAGAAGCCAAUCGAGAGCUUUAACGAAUAUUUAUUUGCACUACAAGGGCACCUCUGCUAUUGGGAGUCAGAGGACACGGUUCUGCUGGUUCUGAAGGAGAUCUACCAGACACAAGGCAUUACACUGGAUCAACCUUUGCCCGGAAGCCAAUGACCUACCUGGGCUGUUCUGGCCGCCUGACAUAUGAUUCAACCGAGUACUCACCAGGAAAGUCCAGACUUCUUCUCUGCCUUCCUCUCUCCUCUGCUGCUGUGUCCCGCAUGCUGCUUCCCCAGUACUUGCUGCUACCUGGAGAUACGGACGAUUUUCCUCCGUUUUGGGUAGGGUGAAAAAAAAUAAUUAAAGGAAACCACUUCUGCUAACACACACACACAAACGCACAGCACUUGCACUGUGACUCCCUGUGCAAUAAGUACUUCUCAGCCCUGAGCUCUGUCUGCCCACCCUGUAGGUUAUCACACCAGCUUUGCAGUACUGAUGCAGACCGGUUGCCUGGGCUAGGAAUUGACAUAGGAGGGCCUGAACUCUGCUGCGGGCUUAGCGCCACAACUCACAGCUUGCGACCCUGAGAAAUAAAAGCCUUAAACACGCAGCAUGGAGAGAGCUAUAGCGGCCUUGCCGAGGGAAGGAGAUGCUGACUUCUCCUGGGAGAAGGAUGAGGCGCUGCCUUUCUCCCUGCCGUAGCACAGGGCACUAGGCUCGCGCUGCAGCCUUUGGGCGGUGCAGACAAGGAGCACGGGCAUCAGGUAGGAGUUUGUGUACCAGCCGUCCUCAUCCCCUUGCCACUGAUGCUGUUUGUGCACCCGUGGGCCGUGCCCGGCGGGACUGCCCCAUAAACAACUGGUGAGAGUGGCAUGGCUGUGAGUACGUGACCUACCUGGGCACCCCUGCCUGCUGUAACACGGCGGCAGCGACCGCUCAGCACCCGCAGCUCCCAGCCCACAGGGGCCAGCACACGAAGGGCCCCCCCCCCCCCCCACCCCGGGCACUGCGUGCGUUUCCCACAGGACCAUAGCUAGCAGCUAGGUGUAACCCUGCGUGAGGAAAGUUUUACCUCCAGAUCCAAACUACAGCUAGGCUGGGGGAAAGCAGCUGCCCCAGGCAAUGCAGAGGCCUGGAGGGACGGCUCCCUCCCGUGCUUUGCAGGGGCACGCAGCAGUGCUGCUGUCCUGCCGCGUGGCUUUCAAGGUGGCUACAGGGGUCUCAUGCCAGCCAGGCUCCAGUCGUUGUUUUUGUUUGCAAAUACACAAAACUGAAGAAACGAGAGCAGCUUUGCGUGCAGCGCAGGCUGCAGCUUGCUGUUCUCUGUUAGCUCUGCUCCAAGGGCAACGGGGCCAGAGAGCCCCAGGUGAUCCGCCCCUUGUGACCAAAACCAUCCAGGCUGCCUCGCUGCCUCGACUGAAGCUGGAGCACCAGAGCAGGGCAGAGGCAGAUGUUUCGGUGAUGUGUAAGGCCAUUGCUUUGAUAAUACGGGACAGCCUUUGGAAAGAGCCAAGCCACCUUCCCUCCCCCUGACUUUUGCCCUGCAUGGGGUAAUAAGCCUUGUAUCCACAGCCUCAGUUUGUUUGUCCUCUGUUGUACUACGUUAUUUGCACUACUUGAAAGGUGUUGUUUGCAGCCUACAACCUCCUCCCACCCCAAAGGAACUGAAGCUGUUCUUUAACCUGACUGCAGAAACAGACACGCUGCUCAGUCGGAGCCUGAAUUACUGAUUGCUAAAGCGUCUCCUACAAGAGUAGGAAAAGGAACAGUCUUAACAUGGGACAUUCAAUUCAUGAUCAGCUUUUUAAGUUAUGCACUUUGUUAAAAAAAAAAAAAAGAGAAAGAAAGAAAAAAAGAAUUUUAAAUGUUAUUUAAUGUCUUUUCCAGUAAAAGCCAAAAUAAAUAAAUAGAUGA